This is a messenger RNA of Stomoxys calcitrans (stable fly), 2723 nucleotides long. RefSeq names its product homeobox protein invected. Lineage: Eukaryota; Metazoa; Arthropoda; Insecta; Diptera; Muscidae. Gene Ontology annotation, molecular function: RNA polymerase II cis-regulatory region sequence-specific DNA binding; DNA-binding transcription factor activity, RNA polymerase II-specific. The record is from RefSeq and is a predicted model, not a curated record. Gene Ontology annotation, biological process: regulation of transcription by RNA polymerase II; neuron differentiation. Gene Ontology annotation, cellular component: nucleus. The transcript is spliced from 4 exons. The coding region runs from base 573 to 2723 and encodes 716 amino acids.
CGUAAAGCGGCGGCGGCGGUUGUUUUCACACAGAGACUCUAUUUUGUUGUGAGUUUGUUUUUAGUUUUUCUUUCGUGGAGCCUCGAGCCGAGAUCUGUUGUUUGUCUGUCUGUCAGUCAGUCAGUUUGUCUAUUGUUGGUUGGAACUCUGCAACAACAAAAAUAACGACAACAACAGCAGCGUUACGUUGUCGUUGCCGUCGUGGACGGGUUAGAAGGCUUGGCAGCCCUGUAAUAGCCAUUAACUGUGAAUGUUAAGUGCGUGUGAGUGUGUGUGUGUGUGUGAGCAUAUGGGCAGCAUGCCAGUACGUGAUAUUUAAUUAAAUCAUAUGAUAAUUUGAACAAACACCAACAACUACAACAAAAUCAAUUACUUUGUUAAUAUCGAAGAAAAUGCGUUCAAUUGAAUUCAAUUGAAAUUAUGCCAAAAGCUUUGAUAUAUUUGCCGACGGCUUUUUGCAAAAUACUGUGCUAAGUUUCUCUCUAACAUUGUUGGAAUUUUUGGCUUGUUGCUUUAUUUCUUGAAGAGUUGCUGGAUAACAGCUUUUACAUUUCGCCUAAGAAAAUAAAAAAAUGCACCCGGACUUUAGUCUGGUGUUGCAAAAGUGUGCUUCAAAUCUAAGCUUAAAGCAUAAGCAGCCCUUGUUGUUUAUGAAUCCUGAAACGGCGGCCAUGAUGUCCUGUUCCACGGCUGAGUCCAUGCCGGUGCUUGGCAGAAACACCACCAGUAGCUCGCCCUCUAAAGAAGAGGGGGAAGAUAGUGAUGAUUUGGUGCGUAUUGUCAGCGAUGAUGACGAGGAGGAGGAGAACGAGGGCCAUGAGUUAGAGGAGGAAACCCAAAUAAUGGAAUUAGAGAAAAUAGCCUCGAAACGCUUAAGACUACCGCUUGAAAUUCAGCGACCCCCCCAGGCCGAGGAGGAUGAUGAUGACAUUAGCAUGUGCAGUGAGCUGUCAGUGGGUCAAGAGCAUACGGGGGAAGAAUCGCGUCGCUCUCAUGCCCAGCCAAACGCAGAAGAUGAGGAGAUAUUGGACAUAAGUGAUACGCAUUCAAAUUCUUCGGCGGAGGAGCGUAAUGCCACUCCUUCCACACCUGGCUCCGCGGAUCCCAUAAAUCCCUUUGCCUUGGCCAAUACUUUAAGGUUUCCGGUGCCAUUUUCCCUGCAGGCUCAUGGGGCGCCUGCAGUUGCUACAGUGGCAAACUCCACCUCUAUGUCGCCUUUCCAGGAGGAAUUUCUGCGUAAAUCUCAUCUGUAUGCCGAGGAGCUAAUGAAACAUCAAAUGCAAUUAAUGGCUGCCGCCAGGGCAAGUGCGUUUAGCCUACGCUCCCAGCACUUACACAAUGCCAGCAAUGCUUCUAUGACUCAUCACAGCCAAGCCUCAGGUCUGGGCCAUAUAAACCCUCUUAGCAAAAUAGGGCAAAUUAGUGCGGCAGCAGCUGCGGCGGCCCUAACCGCUGCGGCCGCUCAACACACCUCAAAGCCCGCUACAAGCCUGCCUCAACAAUAUCAACAUUUAGCCCAUCCACAGCCACAACCCCCGCCGCAUGCUCUAAUUCACCACCCCGCCAACCAUAUGGCAGUAGCGGCAGCAGCUGCGGCGGCGGCUUCUGCCUCCCACUCGCCCAGUGAUACUUUAGCCAAAUUGACAGCUUUAAGCAAACAGACAACCUCCUCUAGCACCACACAAAUGAUGUCCACCCUAAAUCAAUUGCAAACCCAAAUGCAGGCCCACUUGCCAGGACUGCUGCAUGACAAUAAUGAUAAUCUACAUGAGAGAGCUUUAAAAUUUAGCAUAGACAAUAUUCUUAAAGCGGAUUUUGGUCGAGGUCAAUCUCCUCCCCAGACAUUGAUGAUGAAGAAAUCCCAGGUGUCGCAACGUCAACGACAGAAAUUGAUAUCCUCCUCAUCUUCCUCGGCAGUUUCGCAGAGCACCUCGUCCAUGUUGAGUGAAGCUUUGGAGCAGCAUCAUCACCAUCAUCAUCAACUGAACAACAACAACAACAGCAGUAUUCCAGCCAGCGCACAAUCAUUUUCCUCCUCCCUGGCCUCCAUAUGUACAAAUAGCAAUGAUUCGAAUAGCACUGCGGUCAGCAGUAGUUACAGCAGUGCUAAUGGCACUGCAGGUGAUUUGGUCAAAUCCUCACCAUCACAGACACCUACGCUGUCGCCGGGUCUAACGGACAAAUCAAUAUCAUCGAAAUCUGCCAACGAGGAAGGAGCUGUAACUUCAACGGCCACCACUACCAGUGGGACGGGGGGCAGUGGUGGUCCCAUUGUCUGGCCUGCGUGGGUCUAUUGUACGCGCUACAGUGAUCGUCCUAGUUCAGCAAACAUCAUCAUUAUCAUUGCCAUCAUUAACAUAAAACCUCCAAUGAACGAAAGUGCCAACAACAACAUGUACCUUCACCACCACCAUCAUCAUACGAACACAAAUCACCAUCAUCAACCAUGCAAGAGAAUAACAAAUAACUUUAAUAGGCGUAAAUAUUGUGGAUUGCUCUAUGAGGAUGAUGAUAAUGACGAUGAUUAUGAGUAUGACGAAGAUGAUGAUUAUGAUGGUUACGGUGUUGUUGUAUUUAAUCUUUUUGCUCUGUUGUCUACUCUAUGCGAUUUGGGAUUUAUCAUAGUUGAUGGUUUCUUGUCAAUGAUUAAUGAAUUAAUUUGUGCGAGCGGUGGCGGCGGCGGCGGCGGCGACGGCGAAUCGCAUUGUACGAUGAAGUCGUAG